AAAACUAUUUAAAAAUAUCAUCUAUAGUUAUAAUAAUAAUAUUGUUAAAAUUUAUUCUAAGUUUUCUGAUAUGGAUUUAAUGGUGUACAUACCUGAGGAAGUGGACGGAGAUAAAAUUACUCAGUUAACUCCAAGCACGGUUCAUAAUUGUGAAACAUCAAAAAUUGAUAUAAAAGAGGAUAUAAUAGCAGGAUCUUCAUAUAUAAGAAAAUUUUGGUAUUGUUUCUUUUUUAUAUGCACAAUAUCAUUUGAACAUCCAUUUACAAAAUGGCGAUUCAAAAAUAAGAGAAUAUUAAAUUAUGAAAUUAGUAGACACUUCAGAUCUUAUCGAUAUACGAUACAUCCUUUUAGUAUUUUUAGGUUAUUUAUUUAUAUUAUAUUAUAAUUUUAAUUAUAUAGAAUAAAUUAAUUAUACUCAUAAUUAUAGCUCGCACGUAUACAUAUUCUUUCCAUAGAAAAUAUUGGGAAACAAUAAUGGUUAUUAUCGGCAUUAUAACUCUAAUUAUUAAUCCUAUAUUUAUUUCAUUUUAUAUGAACAAGAAAGAACAAUGGUACAUAUUUAGUAACGUCUUAGAUGGUAUUAUUUUAUGUGAUAUAAUUAUGUGCUUUUUUACUGGAUAUUACGAUCAUUGGACAAACAUCGUUAUUUUAGAUCGCCGUUUAAUCGCAGUAAAAUAUAUGAAAAGUACUUUUAUAGUGGAUGUUUUAUCUGCUUUACCAUAUCAAUUAAUUGAUUUUAUAGUCUACAAAUCAAUUUGGUAUUGCGCUAUGUUCAAAUUAAUCAAGAUUAUUAGAAUACGAGCAAUUAUUAUUUAUUCUCGAAGACUUUGUUGUAUAUAUCAUAUGGAUCGUCAAUGGUAUCAACUAUUUGAAAUGAUUAUGAUUAUCAUAAUAUCUAUACACUGGGCAGCAUGUCUUGAAUAUUUUAUACCAUUGACAGUGUCCAAUAUUUAUGGAAGAAACAGAGGGUCAUGGAUUGAUUCCCCUGCAUUAAAGGAAAGAACAACAAAUUAUAGAAAAUAUUUAAUUUGCUUGAAUAGAGCUAUUAUUGCUCUAGUUUGUUCAGCUCAUUAUUUAGACACGAAAACGCCAGACGAUAUUUUAUUAAAUAUUGUAUUAUCAAUCAUUGGUAUUCUUGGUUUUAUUUAUGUUUUAGCACAACUUAUGCACUUUAUAAUAACAUUGCAUUCGGCCACCAAAAAACACUAUAAACAUAUUCAACAAUUACAAGAAUAUAUGAGGUAUAAGGAAUUACCUUAUGCCUUACAAUGCCGUCUAUUAGAAUAUUUUAAUUAUUAUAACAAAAAAGAUUUAGAUAGACAUCAACGUAUAAUCAAUCAAGUUUCCUCUUAUUUGCAAGAGGAACUUAUUUGGCAUACUUAUAAGAAAUUUAUUAACAAUGUGCCAUUAUGUCAACAUAUUCCAAAAUCAGUUGUCUCUCAAUUAACAAAUAUGUUACACUCUGUAAUUUAUUUAGAAAAUGACAUAAUAGUCAAAGCUGGCGAAGAAGAAGAUGGACUCUAUUUUAUCUCAUCUGGGACAGUUGCGGUUUAUACCAACUUAUGGAAAGAGGUUUGUCAUUUAGGAGAUGGAGCAUAUUUUGGAGACUUAGCUUUAUUUGUGAAAAGUAUGCAACAUACUGCUAAUAUUAUUGCCAUAGAAACUUGUGAGAUUUAUAUAUUAUAUAGAGUGAAUUUUCAAACCAUUAUGGAAUCCCAUCCAGAUUUAUUUAAUAUUUUAUAUAACACAGUGUUAAAGUUUGUGAAAAAACUUGAAUCCUAAACAUAGUUUCGAUUAACACGUUGAGCGCCACGUUAAUUCUUAAGUUGAACGUCAACUAUCCGUUUAGGCCGCUGCUAACGGGGAUUUCCUUUAGAAUUCGCGUAGCAUUCAACUUAUAUUAAACGUUCACAUUUUUUUUUUUUAUAACUAAUUUAAAAAGUAGUUAACUAAUGGAUCAUUAAUUUUGCAUUUUGUUUAAUAUUUCUCAUUACUAUUUUUAA
Molecule: messenger RNA, 2003 nt
Organism: Polistes dominula (European paper wasp)
Lineage: Eukaryota; Metazoa; Arthropoda; Insecta; Hymenoptera; Vespidae
Product: potassium/sodium hyperpolarization-activated cyclic nucleotide-gated channel 1
Biological process (GO): sodium ion transmembrane transport; potassium ion transmembrane transport; regulation of membrane depolarization
Cellular component (GO): HCN channel complex
Molecular function (GO): voltage-gated potassium channel activity
Source: RefSeq, a predicted model, not a curated record